GGUUUUGUGUUUUUCUUUUUAGUUUUUUUGCAACGCAUUUUGUCCUUAUCAAAUCUGUUUCCUGUAGCAACCAAUCACAGCCGAGCUUUCACUUCUCAUAUUCCCCUGGUAUAAUGGAAGCUGAGCUGCGAUCGGUUGCUAUGAGCAACAAGGAAAAUCUUACGGCAAGGCAGUGUUCACACUUCAAUUCUUCACAAGAUGCUGUUGUCUCAUCCAGACACAUCUUUCUGAAGCGUGCUGCUGCCAUAGCAACGGUUGCUGUUUACGUUGCUAAGCCAGGGCUCCCGGGAAAGGCGCAGCACGGAUCACCUUCCCCAGCCAUGCCGGCAGCUCAGGAGGUCGCCUCUGCCCGUGCCCCGGUACAAGCCAACACCACCAUGACUCUGACCGAAACUGCGAGGUCAGUAAACGGCAAACAAAACGGGCGCCCGGUGGUGCGGCUCCUGGUGACGGAUCCGGACCUGGUACAGAGAGAGGCACUUCAGCAUAAGUCUAUGGAUCUGGAUCGCGUCAUUAAAUUGUUUGAAGAUCAAUUCUCUAAAGAUUUAACAGAAAGACAGGUGAAGGUUUUGAAGAAAGUCGGCAAGCAUUACUACAAUGGCAUUAUCUUAAAAGAUUUACCACACAUGAUGAAAUUAUUAAACCUUUCUGCAGCAAAGAUAGAAGACCAUAAAGAUUUCAUAGAUCCUGUGUGUGAUGUUGUCAAGCUAUUUGGCCUUCCUUUCCUUAAAGAGAAGAUGUCCGAUGAAGUCACAUACGCACAGACUGUUGCAGAGUCACUAUCCCAGCUAGGUUGUCUGAUGCGGGUGCCAAGUUCUCAAGUCAGGAUACAGAUUUGCAAUUCAGUUGCCAAUUUUUACAACCCACAGUCUGCAAAGCUGCCAGUGGAUGGUUUUCAACCAACAAGUGUCACCUACAAGUUACAGAUGGCUGAAGUGGGAGGCUUGGCAGAAACCCUUGUUUUGUCUCUGGCAGUAGUGGAGAACAACCUACAGGAGAAGUUAGCAUUGUUGAAAGUACUUCAGCUCUUAUCCAGCACCACCGAGAACUGUAAGCUCAUGGCCAGAGCUCAGGCGGCCUGCAGAAUCUGCUGCCGUCUCAAUGACUCAGAUCCCUCAGGACAACUUAUUUUCCGUUCUUCUGAGAUCCUGUGGAACCUAUUGGAAAAUGGGCCAAAAGAAGACGUCAUCAAUCAGCUCAGUAACAUAGAAUGUAUCUAUGCACUGAAAGAUUCCUUUGUACGACUACUCACGAACGGCAGCAGACAUUCUGACCGACAACUGAGAAAUGAUCUUCUGGUUAUUGCCACCCUGAUCGCGGAGAACAGUCGGCCACCCAUGAUUGAAAGUGGAUUUGCUAAGCAGCUGAUCCUAUUUGCAACAUUCUCAGAAGUGAAAAGUCAUAACCCAUUAGUGAAGAGUCUAAAACUUUUACAUAAUCACGAAGACUUUGAGAUGAAGAAACUCCUGUUCAACAUGUUGGUGGUGUUAUCUAAGGACCUGUCUACUGUUCAGUUGCUCUGUGAUGGGAAGGUGAUCUUAGCCCUUUUUAACUAUGUCAAAGCAAAUGAAAAACAUGGAGUACACGACUGGCCAGCCGCCCGUUAUGAAGAUUUACAGCUACACGCUAUCGCUACCUUGACCUCUGUGGCUCCCCUGCUGGUGGAGGACUAUAUGACAUGUCAGGGAAACACACGCAUUCUUCUCUUCCUGGAGUGGUGCUGCAGCCAAGAUGCGUUCUUUGGUCAGGGCAACUGUUUCCAUGGCACCGGCGGUCGUGGUAACAAGCAUGCCCAGAUGCGCUACAGUCUGAGACUCCUCAGGUCUAUGGUGUCCGUAGGGGAUGAAACUGUGAACCAGGAUCUCUGCGACCAGGGAGCUAUUAGUCAGCUGCUGGGAAUACUGAAGAAAGCAAUGGCUAACGCUGAAGCCCGUGAUGACGCCGUCCUGCUAGAAAUCCAGUGUGAUCUACUCUUCAUCCUGUCAUCAAUCUGUGACACUGAUCUCCAUAGAAAGGAAUUGUUCGGUACAGAAGGGGUGGACGUGGCCCUGCAGCUUCUCAAAAUGGAUUCCAAAAAUUUUUACAGUGGUCUGGGUCACAACAAACUCAUAUUCUGUACGCUGGACUGUGUCUGGUCUUGCAUUAUCGGCUGCUUCUCCUCCGAGGACUACUUUCUUGAAAAGGAGGGCAUGUUUAUCAUUCUUGACUUAUUGGAACUUAAUUUGAAGAGCAUGAAUAAUCUGGUGCUGGGAAUCUUGGUAGAAUUCUGUGAUAAUCCCAAAACUCUAUCACAUAUCACAACCUGGCGGGGGAAAAACAACCAGACGGCCCCAAAACUGCUCGUCCAACUAUGGAAGCAAGAGGAGGAGGAACUGGGUGUGAGGAGAGAUAACUAUGGCCGUAUUAUAGAUGCAAAGAAACCAUUGGUUGGGCAGUUACAGGAGGAACAGGAGGUCACCCCGAUGCCAGCCAGUAGCUUCAGCGUUGCAAUCAUAGAGGUGGCAGAAAAUAUCCGGGCAAAACUUUACUCUGUAUUUUCAAAACUUGGUUUUGAAAAUUUACCAGGUUUAUCUGCUCUGGACUAUGUCGCACUCAGUGUAAUAAGUCGAUAUCUCGAUUUUAAGAUUGGAGAAGUUUGGAGUGAAAUUAGGACCGAAUUAAGAGCGGAAAAUAUCCGUCCUGUGACGUCCGAUCAAGAAGCUUUGGAUGUAAUUGAACAAGCUGCAGAAAAUAUCAGUAAACUUGUGGCCGCUCACCAGACGGAAAUGAUCGAAAACCAUCAACAAAUGGAACUUCUGGAAGAACAGCAAAAAUAUGCAGAGAUAAAAGAAAACAACAAGCAGCGUGAAAUAGUAAUGAAAACCUGGGAUAAAUUCCUGUCCAGGACAUCAAAUUAUGAAGCUUUAAAGAAAGCAAAACGACUUCAGGAAAAGUCCAUUGAAUCAUCAAGACCUAAAGCAAGACCCCAGAAUAUCAUUGUCCACUCCACCCAAAUCCCUAACCUGAAUACUACGGUUGGUUGCGGCCCGGUUGUGUCUGUGGAGAGCACACCAUCUAAGCUCACCGGAGGCCCUCUCGCUGAUACAGAACUUGCCCUAAAAAGGGUUCCCAUUCGGGGAGGAGCCCUGCAGAAGGCCAGAGGUGUGAAAAUGGUGGACUAAAGGAGCAAACGGGAUUAUUAUUAUUUUUUUAAAAUAGAGAAUUCUGUGUACAGAUACAUUGUAACGCAUUAUCUGUGAGUCCUUGCAUGAUACGUAUAAUAUAUGUAUUAAUUUCUAUUGGAUGUCUCAGUCUCAUACAGCAGUGGUUAUCCUAUUCAUCCAGCUGUUGCAAAAUUACAACGUAAAGUCUUAAGUAAACCAUCACAACAUUUUAUUUUAGGUGCCAAUGCCUUUAAAGCAGUGUUUCCCAACCAGUGCUGCCUCCAGCUGUUGGAAAACUUCAACUCCCAGCAUGCCCGGACAGCCAAAGGCUGUCCGGGCAUGCUGGAAGUUGUAGUUUUGCAGCAGCUGGAGGCACCCUGGUUGGGAAACACUACUUUAAAGUGAAAUAUGAAGCAACUUCACUAAUCGUUUCGAUGAAAGAUUUCUCACCAUUAUUUGUCUUCAGUACCUAUGUAGAUCCAUUUCCAUGGCAACAGACUACAAAUGUGUAGUCUGAUCCUAUACCUACACUUCUUUCUAUUUAUCCCUCUAUUCUUCUUGCUACUCUACAAGGUGCUGACACCUUUGUCCAUGUCAGGAACUGCCCAGAGCAGGAAAAAAAUCCCCAUAGCAAACCUCUCCUGCUCUGGACAGUUCCUAAAAUGGACAGAAGUGUCAGCGGAGAGCACUGUGUUCAGAAAGAAAAGAAAUCCGAAAAUAAUUUCCUCUAUAUUAUACAGCAGCUGAUAAGUACUGGAAGGAUUAAGAUUUUUCAAUAGAAGUAAUUUACAAAUCUGUUUAACUUUUUGGCACCAGUUGAUUUAAAAAAAAAAAUUCCACCGGAGUACCCCUUUAAUAUAGGUUCUGUGAAUAGUUACAACUAGAGAUGAGAGAAGUUACAGUGAUUCUGCACGAACGUCUCGUCUCGGCGGUUGAUGACUUUUCCUGCAUAAAUUAGUUCAGCUUUCAGGUGCUCCGGUGG
Hyla sarda is the source of this 4125-nucleotide messenger RNA. RefSeq names its product cilia and flagella associated protein 69 (gene CFAP69). The transcript has 23 exons. Gene Ontology annotation, cellular component: sperm midpiece; non-motile cilium. The coding region runs from base 114 to 3161 and encodes 1015 amino acids. NCBI's taxonomy places the organism in Eukaryota, Metazoa, Chordata, Amphibia, Anura, Hylidae. Gene Ontology annotation, biological process: olfactory behavior; response to odorant; positive regulation of flagellated sperm motility. The record is from RefSeq and is a predicted model, not a curated record.